This is a messenger RNA of Drosophila erecta, 720 nucleotides long. RefSeq names its product zinc finger protein 706. The coding region runs from base 226 to 459 and encodes 77 amino acids. NCBI's taxonomy places the organism in Eukaryota, Metazoa, Arthropoda, Insecta, Diptera, Drosophilidae. The record is from RefSeq and is a predicted model, not a curated record. The transcript is spliced from 3 exons.
ACCCACAUAUGUUGCAGAACGAACAUUUCGGAUAUACUUGAACUCUGGUCCCACUUAUUCCAUGCAGAAAACAAAACCCAUCAAAUGAAUAGUAUUUUAAGACAAAUUGUCAAUAAUUUCGGGUAACAAAACAUUUUACUUUACAAAGAGUCUUACUUAAAUUCGAAGCUGCAUCGCCUGCAUUUAGUGCAGCCAUCCAAAUUUACUCGGGUUAAUUAGCAAGCAAUGGCACGUGGACACCAGAAGAUCCAGUCGCAGGCGAAGGCCUCCGAGAAACAAGCCAAACUGAAGAAGCAGCAAGGACACAGUGCCAACGAUCAGAAAAAGGCGGCUCAGAAGGCACUUGUCCAUGUGUGCGCCGUUUGCAAGUCCCAAAUGCCCGAUCCCAAGACUUACAAGCAGCACUUCGAGAACAAGCAUCCCAAGAACGACAUGCCCGAGGAGCUGAAGGAAGUCUGAUGGCCAUUUUACUUAAAGCUGAACGAGAUGGACGAGUUGCCUACCAGUACGAAACAUUUGCAACAAUAAAUUAGAAUCGGCCCGAAGAAGAAAGCCCACAAUCAAGCCGAAGCCAAGAGGAUGGAUAAUAGACGUAAUAAUAAUAUAUGCCAGAUUUUUCGUAUACACACUGCUUUUUGGGUUUGUUUUAUACAUUGAAAUUAACACUGUAUGCGAAUGUUCGAUGUGUGGCAAACCGAAUACAAAGACACCUACCUACCU